UUUUAUAGCCUUUAUCAAGACAUCUCAAGGUCCGGAUUGAGGUCUAUAAUCCACCCAUCACAAAGAACAUCUAGUCUUUUAAAGUGAAUAAGGGUUUUAAAUUGAAUUUUCCUUAUCGGCAAUGGUUCUGAACCUCUGACCUUGAAUAAAAAUCUGAUGCUAGUAGUAAUACUAGCUCUACUAUAGUUCUCCCAACUAUGAAUAAUUUUAUCAGAACUGAUAAUUUAUCUGGAAAAUAAACUAAUGAAUAUGUGUACAUUGAAUGUAGGCUAACAAUGUGCACACCAAUGGCAUCCAAAUUUUACUCCAGGAAGAAGAUUGGUCCUCAUUAUUAUUUUAGCUAAUUAAUUAGCAUUAUCCUCGGCUUGGCGCGCUAGUUAUCCGUGUGUUGACGAGCUCCGCCUCCUGACGACAACAACACUGUAUAUAAACCAUAGACUGUAUAAACUGGCUCGGGACUUGUUGAACUACAUCUCACCAGCAAAUAUGAACUGUAUUCUUGAAGGAAAUAGCGUAAAAGCAUUUGGAAAGGCUCUUCAUGCACUGGCACGGAUUGGAGAUGAGCUGUGGUUGGAUCCCAUGGUUAGAGGGCUGGCACUGAGAUCAGUGAAUUCUACUCAUUCUGCGUACGCCUGCUUCCUCUUCUCGCCGCUGUUCUUCCAGCGCUACAGCCUGGGAUUAGUAUCAGAGCAGGACAGUGCAACAAUCAAAUGCAAACUGGUCAUGAAGCGUAAUGUGGAACGAUGCCAGAUAUCAAUCGGCGCUCCCAAUGACCGAGUGAUGAUCCAGUUUUUCUGCAGACAUGGCAUCACAAAGACCCACAACCUACAUUUCCAGGAAAGUGAGGCUCUGCAGGCAGUGUUUGCCUCACACCUCUGUCCCAAUGUGGUGAAAGCUCCUGCCAGGCUUCUCAGUGAUAUGGUGAUGCAUUUCCCAGUGUCCCAGGAAGAAAUCACUCUGUCCACGACUUCUCUGAGAGUCAGUCUGAGUAAUUACUAUGAGGGGGGAAAUGAUCACAUGAAGAUUAUGUACACUGAGAUGUCCUUACACCCAGACGAGUUUGACUACUUUCAGAUCGGAGUGGAGUCGGACAUAACCUUCUGUCUGAAAGAGUUCAGGGGUUUACUGUCCUUUGCAGAGUCACAUAGCCUUCCUGUGUCUGUCCACUUUGGUGCUGCAGGAAAGCCUGUGUGCUUCUCUGUGGAGGACAUGGUCUUGGAGGCUACUGUGGUGCUGGCUACUCUGGCUGACUCUGAGAGCAGGGGCCCCUCUCAGCCUACAGAGGCCGCUGCUUCCCCCAGCUGUGCAGUGCCUGCUGUUCUACCUGAGGGUCCAUGUGAUGCAGACAUCAGCAAGGCUGAGGAUAUCCCUGAUGAUAUGGAGAUGAUAGUAUCUAGCCAGGGCAGCCCUAUAAUCUACCCACCUGCUCUGAUGCUGCCUCACAUUGAUCACCUUGAUGGGCUCGCUGUAGCUGAUGAGGCCUGUGCCAGCGACACAACGUCUCCUUCUUCCUCCACGAUCUGCUCACUCCUGUUCAGGGCCUUGUCCCCUGAGCAGGACAGUGAUGGUUGUGCUGCCGGACUGCCUGUUCUGGCAUGUUGCAGUGACGGAGAGGAGACUGUGGAGGAAGACUAUACAAGAAGCCCGACCCUCUGAGAACAGAGCUGCGACACACUACUCAUUUCUCACCUUGACUUUUUAUGAUACUGCCACAACACUGAACUGGAGUCAUAGUGAUAGGAUCUAAUUUAAUUUGUAUUUAAUGUAUUGUAUUUAAUAUACUUUGUAUUUUAAAGAUUUUCUCAAGCAUGUUUUUAGUGCUUUGUUUGUUUAAACUGUUGUCAAAGUGUUAUGUUCCUCACAAUGUUCAACUGAAAAUUAAAUUGAAAAAUACACAUUUGUUUAGGCAAUAUCAGUGUGCCUAUAAACUUAUAACAUGUGAGGGAAAAAGA
Messenger RNA from Centropristis striata (black sea bass), 1952 nucleotides. It is a transcript of the gene rad9b, whose product is annotated as RAD9 checkpoint clamp component B. Gene Ontology annotation, cellular component: checkpoint clamp complex. Gene Ontology annotation, biological process: mitotic intra-S DNA damage checkpoint signaling; DNA repair; cellular response to ionizing radiation. Lineage: Eukaryota; Metazoa; Chordata; Actinopteri; Perciformes; Serranidae. The coding region runs from base 487 to 1656 and encodes 389 amino acids. The record is from RefSeq and is a predicted model, not a curated record. The transcript has 11 exons.